This is a messenger RNA of Nicotiana tabacum (common tobacco), 1508 nucleotides long. The record is from RefSeq and is a predicted model, not a curated record. NCBI's taxonomy places the organism in Eukaryota, Viridiplantae, Streptophyta, Magnoliopsida, Solanales, Solanaceae.
AUUAAACAUAUCUAUCUUAUCAUGUUAACUUUGUUCUUAUCUUGUUCGAUUAUAUUAACAUCAAUCCUGUAUUUCCAGUUGACUAACAUAAUUUCUGAGAUUGGUCUGAACAUUGAAGAGGCCCAUGUUUUUUCAACUACUGAUGGUUUCUCCUUGGACGUCUUUGUGGUUGAUGGAUGGCCAUAUGAGGAGACAGAGUUGCUUAAGAGUGAGGUGCAAAAGGAAAUUAUGAGGAGCAAGGAGCAAACACCAUGUAUCCAGCUUGCAAUCCACGAGCAAGGUCAAACAUCUGAAUCAGGUUCUGAAAGUGUAAAAAUACCUAAUGAUGGAUCUGAUGACUGGGAAAUUGAUAUCCGCCUGCUGAAAUUUGAAAACAAAGUUGCAUCUGGGUCAUUUGGAGAUCUGUACAAAGGCACAUACUGUAGCCAGGAAGUGGCUAUAAAAGUUCUCAAGCCAGAACAUUUGAAUAUGGAUAUGGUAAAAGAGUUCUCGCAGGAGGUCUUUAUAAUGAGGAAAAUUCGGCACAAACAUGUUGUUCAAUUUAUAGGGGCAUGCACACGACCUCCGAACCUGUGCAUCGUGACUGAGUUCAUGUCCAGAGGAAGCAUCUAUACUUUUUUGCACAAACAAAGAGGUGCAUUUAAGCUUCCUACUCUCCUGAAGGUUGCAGUUGAUGUUUCUAAGGGAAUGAGUUAUCUGCACCAGAAUAACAUAAUUCAUCGGGAUCUGAAGACUGCUAAUCUUUUGAUGGAUGAACAUGGAGUUGUUAAGGUUGGUGAUUUUGGGGUUGCGAGAGUGCAGGUUCAAACUGGGGUGAUGACUGCAGAAACUGGAACAUAUAGAUGGAUGGCUCCUGAGGUAAUUGAACACAAACCAUAUGACCACAAGGCCGAUGUUUUCAGCUUUGGUGUAGUGCUGUGGGAACUUCUGACUGGAGAAAUUCCAUAUGCGUACUUAACACCAUUACAAGCAGCAAUAGGUGUGGUGCAACAGGGUCUACGGCCAACAAUUCCUAAGGACACUCAUCCAAAGCUUGCUGAACUUCUUGAGAAAUGCUGGCAGCAAGACCCAACUCAAAGACCUGAUUUCUCGGAGAUUUUGGAUAUUCUGCAGCAUCUAACUAGGGAGGUCGGGGGUGAUGGAGAGGACAAACAGAAGGACAAAUCAAUUGGUAGCUUUUUCUCAGCUCUUAGAAAGGGCCAUCACUGAGAUUUUGGUGAAGAGAGGAAGGUGCUUGGCCUUCCGUUUUUGUUUCAGUGAACCGAUUCUCAGAUGACCAGACUUGAUCCGAUUAGUCUUUGAAAAUCAUGGUUUUUAUCCAAUGUUGCUUGGCAUUCAUUUACUAUUCCUAAUUUAGUCAGGGGCGCAAGCUGGUGAGGAAAGCUUUAGCAACUCUGUACAGAAUUCCUGUGAAUUCGCAAAUUCUGAUUGCUAAUCCUUUUUUGUACGUUUCCUAUUGAGAACUUCUAUCUUUUCAACUGGUUCUAGGCACCAUGAUUGCUUCUGAA